UCAUUAACGUUUCGCUUGGCUAAGUGCGCACCUCGUCACUGAAACCAGUUAGCAAAAGAAAUUUUUGUUCAAGCUUAAACCGAUAUCUACGUCACUAUUCGAUCAUUUCGAAUGCAAAUUAUUCCCAGAUUAAUAAACUAGGUCGCCAUCCGUGGCGCUGCCGCCGGGCUGCGGACCCGUACUUUCGACGGAAAAUAUCGGGACCAUUUUCAUAAAUCAUUUAUGAUACACUGUUAAAACACUCCAACGCUUUCAAUCGUGCAUACCCAAAACAAAACUCAUAAAGUGAAAGUUCAUAUCCUGGCAAGUAAAAAGUGAUAAAUGUUAAACAGUCUGAAGUGAUAGUCUGGAGUUUGAUUACCAGGUGAAGAAGAUUAUGUAUAGGAUGUACAAAGUUGGCAACGAAACCCCCCUUCUAACAACAAUGAAAAAGGGAGUACUCCUAAUUUCUCACUUCCAAUAAUAAACAUACGCACAUUUUCACCGAAGUCUCCAACGCCGCAUUAAAAAUAAUUAAUUAUGAUGCUAACAACUGAACACAUAAUGCAUGGGCAUCCCCACUCGUCGGUCGGGCAAAGUACUCUAUUUGGGUGCUCCACUGCGGGCCAUAGCGGAAUAAAUCAGCUGGGCGGAGUAUAUGUUAAUGGCCGGCCACUGCCCGAUUCAACGCGUCAAAAAAUUGUCGAAUUGGCUCACUCCGGCGCACGUCCUUGUGAUAUUUCAAGAAUACUCCAAGUGUCCAACGGUUGCGUAAGCAAAAUUUUGGGCAGAUAUUAUGAAACAGGAUCGAUAAAACCUCGAGCUAUAGGUGGUUCAAAACCACGAGUAGCUACAACCCCGGUCGUACAAAAAAUUGCAGAUUACAAACGGGAAUGUCCCAGCAUAUUUGCGUGGGAAAUACGAGAUCGACUGCUAUCGGAACAAGUUUGCAAUAGUGAUAACAUUCCAAGUGUUUCAUCUAUUAAUCGAGUCUUACGAAACCUGGCUUCACAAAAGGAGCAGCAAGCUCAACAACAAAACGAAUCCGUUUAUGAAAAGCUUCGCAUGUUUAAUGGCCAAACGGGCGGAUGGGCAUGGUAUCCAAGCAAUACAACGACGGCACAUUUGACGCUACCACCAGCAGCUUCCGUAGUGACAUCUCCUGCAAAUUUAUCAGGGCAGGCCGAUCGGGAUGAUGUUCAAAAAAGAGAAUUACAAUUUUCAAUAGAAGUUUCGCAUACAAACUCUCACGAUAGUACAUCAGAUGGCAACUCUGAACAUAAUUCAUCCGGGGACGAAGACUCUCAAAUGCGGUUGCGCCUAAAAAGGAAGUUACAGCGCAAUCGGACAUCAUUUUCUAAUGAGCAAAUUGACAGUCUCGAAAAAGAAUUUGAAAGAACACAUUAUCCCGAUGUUUUUGCUCGAGAAAGGCUUGCUGAUAAAAUUGGUUUGCCAGAGGCACGUAUUCAGGUUUGGUUUUCAAACCGACGAGCUAAAUGGCGCCGAGAAGAAAAAAUGCGAACUCAGAGAAGAUCGGCCGAUACCGUGGACGGCAGUGGUCGACCCAGCACGGCAAAUAAUCCUUCAGGAACGACUGCGUCUUCCUCCGUCGCAACGUCAAACAACUCGACUCCAGGGAUUGUCAACUCAGCAAUCAACGUCGCGGAACGAGCAUCAUCUGCAUUAAUUAGUAAUAGCCUUCCUGAGGCUUCAAAUGGACCAACUGUUUUGGGUGGUGAAGCUAAUACUACACACACCAGCUCUGAAAGCCCACCACUUCAGCCAGCGGCACCGCGGCUACCCUUAAAUUCUGGAUUUAACACCAUGUACUCAUCUAUCCCACAACCGAUUGCAACGAUGGCUGAAAAUUACAACUCCUCAUUAGGAUCAAUGACCCCGUCAUGCUUACAACAACGCGAUGCCUAUCCUUACAUGUUUCACGAUCCGUUAUCACUAGGAUCUCCCUAUGUGUCAGCCCACCAUCGAAAUACAGCUUGCAACCCCUCAGCGGCGCAUCAACAGCCUCCUCAGCAUGGUGUUUAUACCAAUAGUUCUUCAAUGCCAUCAUCAAACACAGGUGUCAUUUCUGCGGGCGUUUCGGUGCCUGUCCAGAUUUCAACGCAAAAUGUAUCUGACCUAACGGGAAGCAAUUACUGGCCACGUCUUCAGUGAUCGUCAAUCUUUGGCUCACCAUUAGAUCAUUUGUCAAAGGCGACUGCCGCUGCAAUCAUUGCCGCACAAGCAGCUGAGAAAAGCCACAAUCACCGAAAAGAGCAUUCAAUUGUUAGUAUACACACCACAAAAAGUAAAAAAAACCCACCUAGUUUGAAGACACAGACAAUGUGCUGUUCAUCCAGAUAUUUAAACAUGACCGUCGGGGCGGGGAAGGAUGUAGAUGUUGUCAUAGGCCAAGGUCUUAUAGUGUCCUUAACACCACAUAUUUCAGGAAAGCCGGAGCUUUUUGGUAGUCCUAACUUGAACUACCAUCAGGACUUUCAAGUAAUUUAAAUAGGCUGAACCUUUUCGGUCUGAAACUUGUGAAUUGCACACUAGAUGUAUUUUAAAAGUCAAAUGAAAUGUUAAAUCUACAUUAAAAUUGAUGUUAUUUUUGAAUAAAAAUUAAAGAUUUGUAAACAAUUUUUCCUCAUCUUUCACAUCCUUUUUUAAGUUUCAAACAUUCCUGUUCUGCGAAGAUAAGUUAAAGUACUUUUUAUCUAAAGUAAUAUUUUAAUCUACAAUUCUACAGACCUUUUCACUGUUGAUAAGCACGCAAUCGGGAUAUUAGACUUUUACAGUUGCUUGGAAUUUUUUAAACCUUCACAAUUUUAUUUAUAUUUUGAACCAUUUUUUGAUAUAUUAAAUUUAACUUAUUCAUUUAAUAAUACUAUUUAUUAUUCGUCUUUAAGUAAACAAUGAUCAAUGCUCAUUCAUACUUUUGAAAAAACCAUUAACGAUGUGUGUCCUUUUUCCAGCCGACCGUAUUCCACAACUAUUAUAUACUUAUUACCAAACAUAGGGAAGUGCGUGGAAGACGGAUGAUAUAAAGCAAAGUGACUUUAUACAUCUAACACAUCUCUCAUACCCUUUUCCUCUACGAUUAAAUCCCCAAAUUGUUUUGUGCUAAUGUGCUAACCAUAGGACAUUUUGAAUUAAAAAUUACAUUUUUUAAGGUUCAAUACAAAUUACAAAAUGAUGCUAAUUAAACGUCUUAUAAACAUUUUGACGAAAUUAUUAAUUUGAAUUAUAUAGAGAAAUUUAAGUACAAGAACAUUAUCUACUGUACGUAUCUAUUAAAAGAUUAAAGUGUUUCUAAUUUGAUCGGUAUGAAAUAAAGUAAAACCAUUUAUUCAUUUGAUAAAAAAAGCGUAAACCUCAUAAAAAUAAAUAAAAAACACUUCGCGUAUACUGGUCAAUAUGUUUUAAAAAUUCUAUAUUUUAUUAGAAUAUAUUAAAAUUAUAAGUUAUAUGUACAUGAUUCUUUUAAAAAUGUAAGCUAUUAGUUAUUACUCCAUGUGUACACCGUUUGUAAAACAGAAACUUAUAACAACGUAAGAUUGAAUGAAGUGCAACGAACUUGACUACAAUGAAGGAAAUGAGCUAACAUCUCAUCCAAAUAAACACCAACCCCAACAAGCCUUCAGGUUUAUAUCAAUAAUAAUUAAACGUCGUAUAAUUAUAAUGUAUGGUUCAAAUUUAUAUUUAGAAUAAAUUAAUGUAACAUUUCAGAAUACA
Drosophila simulans is the source of this 3711-nucleotide messenger RNA. RefSeq names its product paired box protein Pax-6 (gene toy). The coding region runs from base 520 to 2151 and encodes 543 amino acids. The transcript is spliced from 9 exons. The record is from RefSeq and is a predicted model, not a curated record. Gene Ontology annotation, biological process: anatomical structure development; regulation of transcription by RNA polymerase II. Gene Ontology annotation, molecular function: RNA polymerase II cis-regulatory region sequence-specific DNA binding; DNA-binding transcription factor activity, RNA polymerase II-specific. Lineage: Eukaryota; Metazoa; Arthropoda; Insecta; Diptera; Drosophilidae.